UCCUCAUUUGCCGUUGUGGGUUUGAUCCUCCUCUUCGCCGACGGACCCGCUUCUGCCCGGAUUCAAAUCCCGGCGAACGAAUCCGUGCCGGCAGCUUUAGUGUUCGGCGAUUCAAUCGUCGAUACGGGGAACAACAACAAGAUCCUUACUUCCCCUGCUAGAUGCAACUUCUCGCCCUACGGCAAGGAUUUCUACGGCGGAGUUCCCACCGGAAGAUUCUCGAACGGGAAGGUCCCGUCCGAUUUCCUAGGUUCGUCUUAUCGUUUCAAUUCAUCAAAUUCAGAAUUCCUUUUUGGUUCGCUAAAAAUUGGGUUUCCUCUGUUUUCCUUUUUUGGCAGUGGAAAAAUCAAAACCCACUACAGUUUCCUUUUGCCGCCACCACAUCCCUUCCACUGCCUUCGCCUCCUUCAAGAAUGA
Molecule: messenger RNA, 417 nt
Organism: Linum tenue
Lineage: Eukaryota; Viridiplantae; Streptophyta; Magnoliopsida; Malpighiales; Linaceae
Source: the annotation of a GenBank genome assembly